Messenger RNA from Setaria italica (foxtail millet), 1493 nucleotides. Its product is annotated as protein transport protein SEC13 homolog B. Gene Ontology annotation, cellular component: COPII vesicle coat; nuclear pore outer ring. Gene Ontology annotation, molecular function: protein binding; structural molecule activity. NCBI's taxonomy places the organism in Eukaryota, Viridiplantae, Streptophyta, Magnoliopsida, Poales, Poaceae. The record is from RefSeq and is a predicted model, not a curated record. Bases 356 to 1273 code for a protein of 305 amino acids. The transcript is spliced from 2 exons. Gene Ontology annotation, biological process: protein import into nucleus; COPII-coated vesicle budding.
CAACCGGCUGCUGGACCCCCGCCGCCCAGUCCGUCUUCUCCAACCCGACCGGCCGAGCCGCCCUCCCCCUCCUCCCUCGCGCCCGCGUGUGCCUCGCAGCUGAGCCCCUCCUCCCCGCGCCUGGACUCCGGAUUUCCUUUUCCCUUUCCUUUUCCUUUCUCUGCUCCACCCUCUCGGCCUUAUUACCUAGCGGCGACGACAAGGCGAGCAGCCACUGCCAGGUCUUUUGUCGGCCGACCAUCUGCCUUCGUCGGGCGCCGGCGACGAACAUCCCGACAGGCAGGAGCCUGCGGUAGGCAGUUGGCACAAUUAUCAGAGAGAUUUGGGGGUUGUCAGGUUUCAGCCCAUUUGCAAGAUGCCUCCCCACAAGAUCGAAACCGGGCACCAGGAUGUGGUGCACGAUGUCGCCAUGGAUUACUAUGGGAAGCGCAUCGCAACAGCGUCCUCGGACAACACCAUAAAGAUCGUCGGCGUCAGUGGAACCUCACACCAGCAGCUGGCCACCCUGAGCGGGCACCAGGGGCCAGUCUGGCAGGCCGCAUGGGCUCACCCCAAGUUCGGCUCAAUGCUGGCCUCCUGUGGCUACGACGGUCGUGUGAUCAUAUGGAAGGAAGGGGGCAAACCUGACGAGUGGGUUCAGGCGCAUACUUUCACUGAGCACAAGUCCUCCGUCAGCUCCAUUGCAUGGGCGCCUCAUGAGCUUGGGCUCUGCUUGGCUUGCGGCUCAUCUGACGGGAACAUAUCAGUAUUCACAGCUCGUGCUGAUGGAGUUUGGGACACAACGCGCAUUGAUCAGGCACAUCCAGUUGGCGUGACUUCGGUUUCUUGGGCUCCGGCAAUGGCCCCUGGUGCUUUGAUCACUGCUGGACCUUCUGGUCAGUUUGAGUAUGUUCAGAAACUUGCAUCUGGUGGCUGCGAUAACACGGUCAAAGUCUGGAAGCUGCAAAAUGGAAGUUGGAGGAUGGAUUGCUUCCCUGCCCUUCAGAUGCACAAGGACUGGGUGAGGGAUGUGGCCUGGGCUCCAAACCUUGGUCUUCCAAAGUCUACCAUUGCCAGCGCGUCUCAGGAUGGAACUGUUGUGAUCUGGACCGAGGCGAAGGAAGGUGAGCAAUGGGUAGGCAGGAUUUUGCACGACUUCAAAACCCCUGUGUGGAGGCUGUCAUGGUCACUUACUGGGAACAUUUUGGCUGCUUCUGAUGGUAAUAACAAUGUGACCUUGUGGAAGGAAGCUGUUGAUGGUGAAUGGCAGCAAGUGACCACUGUUGAGCCAUAGAUGUUUAGAAUGCUUGGUGUUUCCAGUAAUAUUGAGAUUGUUAUCUAAUUUUGCUGUAUGAUUGUUUUCUAGAUCUGGGCUUUGCUAACAUCAUUGCUCACUUUCUUCCUUUUCGUAAUUGCUGUGCCGCCAUGGUUGGAUGGCAAGCACAUUUCUGAUAAGAAUGAUCAUUUGCUAGAAUGGAAGCAAGAUAUUUGCAGUCAUCAUUUUUCAGUUUUUC